UCACAACGCGAAUCGAAUAGCCAACGCCCAACGGAUAUGCGUCUCUCUCUCUCUCUCUCUCUCUCUUAUGACUGUUAUCUAGUCGGACAUCGGCAGAAAGACCGCUGACCUCGGCCUCCUUUUAGUCCCGUUCACUCUGCCUCUCCCGUUUGCUUCUUAACGAAAUAAGGGAGAAUAAGAAAGAGAGACAACGGAAGGGAAGAGAAGCCGCUAAUAGAUUACGAGUCUCUGAAUCAGAUCGAUCGGAGAUCUGAGGACAUUUCUGAUCGAUCUGUUCUCCUUCCGCUUCAGCAAAGAUGAAUAUAUUCAGAUUAUCGGGGGACAUGACCCAUCUCGCCAGCGUUCUCGUCCUACUCCUCAAGAUCCACACCAUUAAAUCCUGCGCUGGCAUUUCUUUGAAGACUCAAGAACUCUAUGCUAUUGUUUUUUCUGCUCGGUACUUGGAUAUUUUUACUGAUUUUAUCUCACUAUAUAAUACCAUCAUGAAAUUAAUCUUCCUUGGGAGCUCGUUUUUAAUUGUCUGGUACAUGAGGCGACACAAAAUUGUUCGUAGAUCAUAUGAUAGAGAGCAAGACACUUUUCGCCACUUUUUUCUCAUACUGCCAUGCCUACUUUUAGCCCUAUUUAUUCAUGAGAAGUUCACCAUUAAGGAGGUAAUAUGGACUUUUUCAUUAUAUCUGGAGGCUGUUGCCAUACUUCCUCAGCUGGUAUUAUUGCAGAGAACUAGGAAUAUUGACAACCUGACAGGGCAAUAUGUUUUUCUUCUUGGUGCAUACCGGGCAUUGUAUCUAGUCAAUUGGGUUUAUCGUUACUUUACUGAGCCACACUAUGUACACUGGAUAACUUGGAUAUCUGGGCUUGUUCAGACAUUACUAUAUGCAGAUUUCUUCUAUUAUUACUUCCAAAGCUGGAAGAAGAAUGAGAAACUCCACUUACCAGCUUGAGUUCUUGAUUCAUUUAAGCAACCCGAUGGUUUGGUGCAGGUUCAGGUUAUAUGAAUAUUCAUUUCUUUGAAUCCAUUUGUGUUGCAUUGCUGGGCUUGUCAAACAAGAGGCAAGCUUUUCUUUUCUUUUUUUUUUCUCUGUAAAGGAGGAUUUGGAGCCAGGGUAUCAUAUCAUUUCUAGAUAAUGUGGGAAAAAGCAUUUUAUAUCUAGCACUGCAACAUGUUCUUUUAUUUAUCAAAAAAAAAAAAAAUGCAACAUGUUCUUUUAUGUAACAACUAGGGGCUACAGUCCAUCUUCCUUUUUGGUAUUCCAUUUUCUAAAAAUAUAUUGAAUUAGAAAUUAUUCUAUGGCACAA
Messenger RNA from Nelumbo nucifera (sacred lotus), 1299 nucleotides. Its product is annotated as ER lumen protein-retaining receptor-like. Gene Ontology annotation, cellular component: membrane. NCBI's taxonomy places the organism in Eukaryota, Viridiplantae, Streptophyta, Magnoliopsida, Proteales, Nelumbonaceae. Gene Ontology annotation, biological process: protein retention in ER lumen. Gene Ontology annotation, molecular function: ER lumen protein retrieval receptor activity. The record is from RefSeq and is a predicted model, not a curated record.